UCUUUUGGUUCACACCAACACAUGGCCACACUUUUUUUUUUUUGCAGUUUCUCCUGAACAUUGAUUUUAUCAAACAAAAUGGAAAGAUACAAAUUUUCCACUGAUGCUUUGGCCGGAAACUUGCGCGACUACAUCCAGCAUUGGUUAGUUAUUAAUUUUUGCAUAAAGACUAAUGCCAUGUCUACUUUUUUCCCCUGCAUCGAGCAUCUUUUAAACCCAGCAAUGCUAUUGUAAGUUUCGUUUCUUUACUUCCAAACACUGAAUGGACAGAUAAUGGUUCCUGUGCUCCACCACUAUCACUGGUCUCUAGAUGCAAUCAACAUUGCACACAGGCUGGUUGACAUAAUGGAUACAAACAACUACACUUUGCUCGGAACACUGGUAAGCGACCACCAUGGUGCGUUGGCCAAACGCAUCGUCAAGCGUCUGAGCGAUGCGCUGCAGGCGGUAGUGCCGAAGAGCUUCUGCAGGUUCGGCGGCUUUAGGAAGAACAUGAUGGAGUGCCCAAAAAUACAAAUUUGCUCCAUCGACUGCGCCUUCUAUAUCAUGCGGUUCAUGGAGGCUUACGACGGCAACAUGGAAUCCAUCGAGAAUCUUUCCAUCCCGACUGACUCGGUGAUUGUCCGGUCAAGCACCCUGCACCAGCUGAUGUUCAGCGAGUACAACCAAGCCGCGCCUCUCCAUUCCGAUAUCUAGAAGUUCCGCGGAACUGAUGUUAUCGAUCCUGCGGCCUAAAAAAACAGUCAUGCUUUACCUUUUUGGAAAAACUUUUUCAUUGGGAUACAUGAUGUCUUUACCAUAGCUUAGAACUAGUGUGGUCUCACUAUAUAUGUUUCUUUUGGUGUUUGUCACUGUACAUUUCGAAUGGUACUGGUUAGUGUGAUGACCCCUUAUAGAAUGUCAAGG
Molecule: messenger RNA, 906 nt
Organism: Oryza sativa Japonica Group (Japanese rice)
Lineage: Eukaryota; Viridiplantae; Streptophyta; Magnoliopsida; Poales; Poaceae
Source: RefSeq, a predicted model, not a curated record